Messenger RNA from Styela clava, 1464 nucleotides. NCBI's taxonomy places the organism in Eukaryota, Metazoa, Chordata, Ascidiacea, Stolidobranchia, Styelidae. The record is from RefSeq and is a predicted model, not a curated record.
AUACAUAUUCCAGAGGAUCCAUUUGAAACCAAAAUGAACUUCUAUAAUAUAAGCAAGUUUCCAAAUGUUAUUGGUGCUAUCGACGGGACCCAUGUGCCCAUUAUUGCUCCUGCUGCCAACGAACAUCUUUACAUUUGUCGAAAGAAUUUUCAUUCCUUGAAUGUACAGGCAAUCUGCGAUGAAAAUAUGAUCUUCACAGACAUUGUGGUCAAAUGGCCUGGCUCGAGUCAUGAUUCGUUCAUAUUACAACAAUCCAACAUAUAUGACAAAUUCGAAAGUGGCCAAUUUGGUAACAGCUUGCUGCUUGGGGACAGUGGAUACCCAUUAAAAAAAUGGUUGAUGACACCAAUAUCAAAUCCCAAUGGGACAGCCGCUGAAAGAUAUAAUAUUGCACACAAAAAGACAAGAGUGAUUAUCGAAAAAGCAUUUGGAGUGUUGAAGCAAAGGUGGCGUAUUCUUGAUCAUACCGGGGGCAAAUUGUGCUAUACACCAUUGAAAGUUGCGAAAAUUAUAGUAUGCUGUGUUAUUCUACACAAUAUGUGCAGGAGAAAUAAUGUUCCUCUGCCUUCCAAUGGGAGAAUUUACCCUGUACCAGACACAGAUGACACUGCAGCACAAGAUGAUUUCGAACCCACUGCAGAGUCCGUGCGUUCGGCCAUAGUUUCAAGUUUUAGUUAGUGUAUCGUCAAAAUUUUUGUGUGCUUGCAGUAAGGGUGUUGUCAAAAACUUAAUACACAUGAAAUUGGUGACAAGCGUGACGUCACCACAGAUUACCUCAUACCCUUGCGACAUGUGUCAUGUACAUUUCAGAUCGAGUCGAUUUGAAUAUGGCCACUCUCAGCUUGGUUGGGGCUGUUUGUGUCACAAUAUCAAAUUUGAAUAUUCGGAACACUUCGUCAUUCAAUGAUUGUGACAUAAGCAGCCCCAACCAAGCCCUUAACUGAGCUGGGAGUGACCAUAUUAAUAUUGACACAUCUUUCUGAAAUGUUUGAUAGACUUGUCGCAAGGGGAUGGCGGAAUCAGUGAUGACGUCACGCUAUUCGCCAAUUUCCAGGUUGUAUCAAGUUUUUGACAACUCCCUGGCAGCGAGUCAUAAUCCCCCUAUACAUGUUGAAAAAGUAACGUGAAAUUAAGUCUUCAAAUUUCUUUAAGAAAAUAAAUGAGUCUCAAUUUUGCGUUCCUUUUUCAAUUUUUAAGUACCGGUAUUAAAUUUUGCGUUGGAGAGUAUACAAAAUAUGAAAACUCAAAAUCGUUUACUUAUAAAUAACACACUUUAAUUUUAAAAGCUGCUGAACAUAAAUUUUUUAAAAAGUAACACUUGGGCUUGACCAUGUCAUUCAUCAUCUUCCGGAAUUUCUUGCAAGUCACUAGAUUCAGAUAUUUCAAUGGAGUUUUUUAUUCAACUUAAUUUUUACACCCACAGUUUGAUGUUGAGAAAUAAAGAUCUUUGGCCUGUCCUGUUUC